This is a messenger RNA of Haliotis rufescens (red abalone), 1776 nucleotides long. RefSeq lists its product as uncharacterized. NCBI's taxonomy places the organism in Eukaryota, Metazoa, Mollusca, Gastropoda, Lepetellida, Haliotidae. The record is from RefSeq and is a predicted model, not a curated record. The coding region runs from base 23 to 1222 and encodes 399 amino acids. The transcript has 2 exons.
UAGUACCUUCUUGCAAUGGUGCAUGCAAUCGCAUCUUCCAACGCGUCCGAUCAUGCAUUACCUGGACGACUUCCUAACGGGGGGCACAGCAGGCUCCAGCCACUGCUCAGACAACCUCAACGGAUGCGUGAAUACACUUGAACAGCUUGGGGUUCCUAUUGCGCACGACAAGACGGUGGGCCCCACAACCAAACUGACAUUCCUAGGGCUGGAAAUCGACACCAUUGCAAUGCAGAUCAGAAUACCAAUGGCAAGGGCAUUCAGCCGCAGGCUAAUCGAUCUGCUCAGCAAAGGUAAGCAACCAUUUCACCACAUUAGGAUUACCAGCUGGGUCAAGGAAGACCUACAAAUGUGGUUAACAUUUCUUACGAGUUACAACGGCAUUUCAGUGUUUCAGGACCAACUAUGGGUGGACAGCGAUUUCCUCCAGCUGUUUUCAGACGCAGCGGGCGGCGCCGGCUUUGGGGCCUACAUGCAGGGCAAAUGGUUUAACGGCGCAUGGCCAACCCAGUGGGUGACGGAUGGAACUACACGGGACUUGACGCUCCUGGAGCUGUUCCCCAUCACACUGGCCAUCCAAAUCUGGGGCAAGCAACUCGCAAACAAAAAGGUCCUCUUUUACUGCGACAACCAAGCCGUCGUAACAAUAAACAACAAGCAGUCAACCAAGGCCCCCAAAGUGAUGAGCCUACUCCGUCGCCUAAUCCUGCAGUGCCUCCGAUAUAAUAUUAUGUUUAAGGCAAAGUAUGUAUGUUCCACUGCUAACACUAUUGCCGAUGCUCUCUCGAGGUUUCAGCUCAAACGCUUCCGAGAGGCAGCACCAGCCGCGGACCAGAACCCCACACCUAUCCCGUGCAACAUAUGGCUGAUCCGAGGCAGGAAGCCGGCAGACUCCUACAACAAUCUCUGUCUACUAAUACAUGGGCCACUUACCAAACAGGCAUCAAUGCCUUGCACCAGUUCCGGUCCGCACACCAGCUACAAGAGUUUGGAUGGUGGGAUCCAGCUACAUGGCCAGGGCACGGCAGUACUUGCUCCUGAAGGGCACCAGUCCGAACCAACCGAGGAUGCUAUGGCUGGCACGAGGGGGGAUGAGGUGGAAGGAGCUGGACACCAUUCUGGAUGCACAGGUCAAGGCGACACGGCGCAGCCCCAGAGCCCUCAUCAUUCACCUGGGCUCCAACGACCUGUGCUCGGUCAAGGGCAGCCAACUCUACCUUGACAUGGUGGCAUCAAUCCUUCGGAUACAACUCCAGCUUCCUGACACAAGGAUCAUCGUAUCCUCAAUGCUGCCCAGGCGCUACUGGCACGAUGCCAGGGACCCACUAAAGAUCGAGGGGAUGCGGAAGAAUAUCAACCGCCGACUGGCCAACCGAGUCAAAGAGCUCGGCGGUACAAUGGUGCCACAUCCCCAGAUCCAGGCAUCAGACAAGACAUGGUACGCCUGGGAGGGCGUCCACCUCAGCGACAAAGGACUGUGUGUGUUUACGGACAAUUUAUUGCAUGCCCUGGCGCUCGUUUUGCGCCAGUAAGGAUAUUAUCUCCACAGGUUAGUGUUUCCUUUCAGUACAUAGGCAAGCCGGGCAACAAUGCUAUCUCCGCGUAUCACGUGGCCGUGGGUGUGGGGUAGCACUCGGGUGCUUUGUGGCGGGGUUCUUGUGGGCUACACUGCUAGUAACAAAUUAACUUGCUUCCAAAUUAAUACUCGUGCUUAAGGCUACCUGCUUUUCAGCGGGAACCUUUCCGGGGUUACCUGCUUCUCAGUGGGAACCUUGU